AUGGAGAAGUAUGGCCAGUACAGGGACAAAGGCUCCGGCAUAGCACCCUUCUUUACCAUUGCACCUCCGCCAAGCAACAUCUUCCUCGCCCCGUAUCAUCUUUUUCUCUUCUUCUUCCGCAUACCCUUCUUCAUCUUUGCCUGCGCCGUCUGGUACCUCAUCGUACAAUGGACGCCACCCGCAGGCGUCCUCCGCAAAGCCAAUCUCUGGUGCAUCUUAGGCAUUCCAGGAGUCUGGUGGGUCGACAUUAGAGUUGACGGCGUCCGACGCGGAUCUUUGGGUAAACCAGGCGGAUCGAAUCCUUUGCCAGGACCAGGGACCGUCAUCGCAUCUUCCUACACCUCACCUCUGGAUGUGCUCUAUCUGGCUUGCAUCUUCGACCCAAUCUUCACGCAAAGCUAUCCAGGAUCUCGAAAAGUACGACAUCUAUCUAUCGAAGGCGCUCUCGCAGCAUGUUUUACUCUGCCACCUCCACCUGACCAGGCAAUACCACUAUCCCAACUCGUCGCCCAGAACCCAGACCGCGUCAUCGUCGUCUUCCCCGAGAGCACAACAAGCAACGGCCGAGGCGUUCUCCGCCUCACACCCUCCCUCCUCUUCGCCGCCAAGGACACCAGCAUCUACCCCGUCUCCCUCCGCUACACCCCCGCCGACGUCGUCACCCCAAUCCCCGGCAUCAUCGAAGCAGCGCGCUUCCUAUGGAAACUCUGCUCCCGCCAAACGCACUGCAUCCGCGUGCGCAUCGGUCUGCCGCUGACCCUCGGUCAACAGGAUACUGCGGCGGAGAUUGCCAGCAGGGAAGCUUCCAGAGGGCGCGCAGAAGGUAGACCGUAUGAUACUAACUUUUUCGACAGCUUCCAAAACGGCGGAGAAGAAACUGAUAUUGACGGACUUACGCCUAGAGAGCGACGGUCGCUGGAUCUUGUGGCGGAUUCGUUGUGUCGGUUGGGGAGGACGAAGACGUUGGGGUUGGGCGUGAAGGAGAAGGCGCAGUUUGUAGAUGCGUGGCAGGGGAAGACAACGAAGAAGCGGAGGUGA
Fulvia fulva is the source of this 1038-nucleotide messenger RNA. Its product is annotated as Putative lysophosphatidic acid:oleoyl-CoA acyltransferase. Bases 1 to 1038 code for a protein of 345 amino acids. The transcript has 4 exons. The record is from RefSeq and is a predicted model, not a curated record. NCBI's taxonomy places the organism in Eukaryota, Fungi, Ascomycota, Dothideomycetes, Mycosphaerellales, Mycosphaerellaceae.